CUCCUGCCCGAUGGCCUCAGCAGCCACCCACCAUGGCUGCUGCUCCUGAGGUGGCCCUGGUGGAGAGGCAGCUGAGACCCUGACCUGAGACCCAAGUCAUUCCUGCCACAGUGAUGGAGCUGCAUGAAGGGAGCAGCAACUUUCUGAAUGUUGUUUCUGUGAUGGGGCAGCUGCUUCCCAUCUCCCGUUCUCCCUGGUGGCCCCCAGCCCGCUGCCUCUCCCGGGGGGACAGCACACACUUGGUGUGGUGUGGCUCGGGCUCCCGACUUCCUGCAUGCCUGGCAGCAGAGGGCCUGAGUGUGAGCCCCCCAGGGAAACCUCUCUGCUCCUCCUACCAGUGAAGAGAGAUGGUCAGCGAUGCUGCCCCGGUGCCCAGGGCAUGGGGUGUUGGGGUGGGCUGUGGAUGUGUUGGUGCAGCUGAAGGAAAUGGGCUGCGGUGAAGGUCCCGCCGGUGCCGUGGCACAGCAGCCUGCCUUGUGCAGCACCCCAGACCCUCUCUGAAACAGCCUCCCUUCCUCCUGCCAUGGCCCUGGGCUUCACCGUCCUGCUCCUGCUGGGGAUGCUGGGCACGGCUUCCAGGGCUCAGCCCGUGCUGACACAGCCGCACUCCGUGUUCGUGCUGCCCGGGCAGACAGCUCGGCUCUCCUGCACCCUGAGCCCCCAGUACAACAUCAGCCAGUUCGGCAUCUCCUGGUACCAGCAGCGCCCGGGCCACUCCCUCAGGUAUCUGCUCUAUUACAACUCCGAGCGAGACAAGCACAAGCCUGCCAAGACUCCCGACCGCUUCUCAGCCACCAAAGACCUCGCCAGCAACGCCUGCAUCCUCUCCAUCGCCUCCGCCUGCCAGGAUGACAAUGGCACCUACUACUGCUCCCUGUCCCCUGCCUUCCAAUGGCUCUAGAGACGGGAACUAAAGCUUUCCGCGCUUUCCUCGGCGACCCUGACGUGCUCUCAGCAGGGAGAGCAGCAGCCCUGGCAGGGGUGGGAAAAAUCCAUCUUUGCACGCUUGAGCAGGCCCGGCAGCGCUGCCUCGUGCUGGAAGUGCAGGAACCUCCUCUUUGUCCCCAAUGUCCCCAAUGUCCAUGGGCCAUUAGACAGCCCGACACGGGAAGAUGGAGGGCUCGGCUGUGGCCUGGCUUCCCUGGGCUCUUCCAGCACGAGGCUCGACCUUGCUGGGGCUUCCGCAGAGUUUGGCUCACCUGGUAAUAAAGAUAAUAAAGGUCAAUC
This is a messenger RNA of Cyanistes caeruleus (blue tit), 1227 nucleotides long. RefSeq names its product V-set pre-B cell surrogate light chain 3 (gene VPREB3). Lineage: Eukaryota; Metazoa; Chordata; Aves; Passeriformes; Paridae. The record is from RefSeq and is a predicted model, not a curated record.